CAGGUCUUUCCGUCCGUGGGCCCCGUGGCACAGUGCUUACAGUGCCCGGAGUUCGAGGGCUUCGAGCUUUUACGAAGAGAUUGCUCUCUCAUUUCUCGCUCUCCUCUUUUUCUCGGACUGUGAUAACUUUCGUCCCUCCUAUUUGUGCUCAUCUAUCUUUUCUUUCUCGAGCUCCUCCUUCGUCCUAGGGUUUGAUGAUCCUCUACUCUCUUUCUUGGCAAAUGGGAAUUUUGUACGUCGUAGGUAGACAGAUCGGUUUUUGAUAUCAUUUAAGUUCAGAUCAUAGCUCUUUAGUUGUAGCGCUCCUUUGACACGGAAGGAACUGGGUCAGUGGAUAGGAAGGCAAAUUGGAAAGAAGGAAAAGCGGAUCAACUAUUUUUUUAAAAAUAUCUUGACGAGGAGCUAUGGAUUCCGAUGCAGACAUGGAGGACUAUGGGUUCGAGUACUCCGACGAGGAGCCAGAGGAGCAAGAUGUAGAUAUUGAAAAUCAAUACUACAAUUCGAAAGGGUUAGUUGAAGCUGAUCCCGAAGGGGCUCUCAAGGGUUUCGCGGAAGUGGUGAAGAUGGAAGGAGAGAAAGGAGAAUGGGGUUUCAAAGCUCUAAAGCAGACAGUAAAAUUACAUUACCGUAUCGGGAAUUACAAGGAGAUGAUGGAUGCCUACAGAGAAAUGCUCACCUACAUCAAAUCAGCAGUUACUCGUAAUUACAGUGAAAAGUGCAUCAACAAUAUCUUGGACUUUGUAUCUGGAAGUGCUAGUCAAAAUUUGGAGCUGUUACAAGAGUUCUAUCAAACCACCCUAAAGGCUCUUGAAGAAGCUAAGAAUGAGAGACUAUGGUUCAAGACCAACCUGAAGUUGUGUAAACUAUGGUUCGACAUGGAAGAGUACGGCCGCAUGAAUAAGAUUCUGAAGGAGCUACAUAAAUCUUGUCAAAGAGAGGAUGGCUCAGACGAUCAAAAGAAGGGAACUCAGCUACUUGAGGUUUAUGCCAUAGAGAUUCAGAUGUAUACUGAAACCAAGAACAACAAGAAACUGAAGCAACUAUACCAGAAGGCAUUAUCCAUAAAGUCUGCCAUUCCUCACCCUCGCAUUAUGGGGAUAAUACACGAGUGUGGAGGAAAAAUGCAUAUGGCAGAGCGCCAGUGGGCAGAAGCGGCCACUGACUUUUUUGAUGCCUUCAAAAACUAUGAUGAGGCUGGGACUCAUCGUCGCAUUCAGUGUCUCAAAUAUCUCGUGCUGGCAAAUAUGUUGAUGGAAUCUGAAGUCAAUCCUUUUGAUGGUCAAGAGGCCAAGCCAUACAAGAAUGAUCCAGAAAUUCUAGCCAUGACAAACCUUGUUGCAGCUUAUCAACGGAAUGAGAUUCUUGAGUUUGAGAAGAUCUUGAAGAGUAACCGGAAGACUAUCAUGGAUGAUCCGUUCAUCCGGAAUUACAUUGAAGACCUACUCAAAAAUAUUCGUACCCAAGUGCUGCUGAAGCUUAUCAAACCUUACACUCGAAUUCGCAUCCCUUUUAUUUCCAAGGAACUUAACAUACCAGAGAAGGACGUGGAGCAAUUGCUCGUCUCUUUGAUACUGGACAACAGAGUGCACGGUCAUAUUGAUCAAGUCAAUCAGCUGUUAGAGUUGGGAGAUAGGUCGAAGGGACUGAAGAAAUACACCGCUAUUGACAAGUGGAACACGCAAUUGAAAUCUUUGUACCAAACAGUUACUACCAGGAUUGGCUAAAUGCUGGAGGGUGUUUUUGUGGUUUAACCCUUCAAUGGCAAGAGUUGAUAGAAGCUAGACACUGUGUUAGAUUAAAUCUACAGUACACUAUUCGGCGAGUUUCGAAAUUGGGCGCUGGCCUUGGCCAAUCCAGCAAUUUCCAGAAGUUUGCAAGUAAGCAGGAAUGGACAUCCACAUGCUGGCGACGAAGUUAUGAAAGAUGUCAUGGAAAUCUGCAGGCAUGGGUCUCGAGAUCCAUUCAUUAGUCCAUGAGCGUUCGUAUCCAGCCGAAUAAUACUGAUCAUUGGCUCUAGUUAGAAUUCUACGUUAGAACUUGCAACCGCUUUAGACAACAUGGGCUCUUAGAUUCCUAGCCGUUUUAUCGAGGGACUCAAGUUGUUGAUAAGUCCCGUACUUGAUCAUACAUCUUUGUACGCAAACCCGCAAAGUUGAAAGUGACAUGGAAUUUGGAGAACGUUUUUCAAAAAUCUCCAGUGCUUAUUUCUAUGUUCGUGUUACCAGGUUUUUUCAGAUUUGUAUUUUAUCAUAUGUUUAUGGGUGUAAUAUUCUAUUUCACCAUGAAACCUCAGAGACCUAGUGUAGAUUUUGUGUUUCAAGUUUACUAUCGGAAACUGCUUUCCGUAUCUGCGUUCAGUAUGCACUACAUGUAUUUCUCUCACGAAUUUCUGUUCCAGUAGGUUGUCUCAUAUCCGACAACACGUGGUUCGACAGUGAGCACGUUGUCUC
Molecule: messenger RNA, 2450 nt
Organism: Marchantia polymorpha subsp. ruderalis
Lineage: Eukaryota; Viridiplantae; Streptophyta; Marchantiopsida; Marchantiales; Marchantiaceae
Source: the annotation of a GenBank genome assembly